Messenger RNA from Schistosoma guineensis, 1724 nucleotides. The record is from the annotation of a GenBank genome assembly. Lineage: Eukaryota; Metazoa; Platyhelminthes; Trematoda; Strigeidida; Schistosomatidae.
ACUGGGAAUUUAGAAACUUCGCGAAUCAUCAACGAUGGGGAAGGACUAUUACAAGAUUCUUGGUAUAUCUAAAGGUGCAAAUGACGAUGAAAUAAAGAAAGCUUAUAGAAAGCAAGCGCUUAAAUAUCAUCCUGAUAAGAACAAGUCUCCAAACGCAGAGGAGAAGUUCAAAGAGAUUGCGGAAGCGUACGACGUUUUAUCCGAUCCUAAGAAGAAAGAAAUAUAUGACAAAUAUGGUGAGGAGGGACUGAAGGGUGGACCUUCUUCGAGCGAAGGUGGACAAGGCUACACUUACACUUUCCAUGGUGACCCACGAGAAACAUUUAGGAUGUUCUUCGGCACGGAUGACCCUUUCUCGGGGUUUUUCACAUCAGGAGGUAGGCGUAGUACCGUAGGAGAGCCUAUGAACGUCGAUGAUUUCUUUGGCAGCACACCUUUUGGAGGUUUCUUUGAAACUAGAAAUGUCAGCACGACAGGUGGUCGAAAACCUCAACAGGAUCCUCCAAUCUAUCAUGACUUGUCAGUUUCGCUUCAAGACGUUCUUCAUGGAACGACUAAGAAAAUUCGUAUUACGAGAGCUCGUUUGAAUCCAGACAGACAAACCACUCGUCAGGAAGAAAAGACGGUUGAAAUCGAAGUUAAAAAAGGUUGGAAAGCUGGUACAAAAAUCACGUUCCCUCGGGAGGGUGAUGAGAGUAUUAAAGGCAAUGUUCCUGCCGACGUUGUUUUCGUUGUUAAAGAUCGAACACACAAACAUUUCAAGCGUGAAGGUAGCGAUGUACGUUAUGUGGCUAAAAUUAGCCUAAAACAAGCUCUUUGUGGGGGUACUAUCUCGAUACCAACAAUCGAUGAAGGACAAAUAAACAUCCAACUCACUGAAAUUAUCAAACCUGGGACAACCAGACGUAUUCCACAUCAAGGUCUUCCCUUUUUGAAGGAACCUAGUCGCCUUGGCGAUAUGAUAGUUGAAUUUCAGGUCGUUUUUCCAGAUUACCUAUCAAAUUCGCAGAAAUCCCAGUUAGCAUCAAUAUUACCCAACUAACCAUGAAUGAAAGAUGAAUUCGACAACAAAAAUCAAAUGACUUUCAAACAUUAAUUGAUCAAAUUUUAUUACGGAAAUCAAUUGCUUUUUGUUAAUGUUCGUCACAAGAACAACAAGCCUUCAUCUAAAAACUAUUUUCAUUUUACUAUUCCUUCAUUAUCCAUGAACUUCAUCAUAUAAUCUCCUUUUCGAUAUUUAGGAACAAUUUAUGACCUAAUGUCAUCCUAUGUUCCAAUUAUUUUUAAAUUUAAACACAAACAUUGGUACAAGGAAGCACCAAAAAGAUAUGCACCACAUAAAUCAUUCAAUUUGUAUAAAGGCUGAAAUACUUCCCGGGUGCCCAAACCGAAACAAAUGGUUGUCUUAGGGGAACACACACAUGGAGAAUUAGUGCAUAUUUUCUAUCAGAUAAGUAUUAGACACUUGAAUCAUUGUUUUCUUAUAUUCUCAUGCUUUUACGUUUUUGUUGGGUUCAUAAUUCACUGUACUGUGUUGUGCCUUCCUUAGGUUACUGUGAGUUUACUACAGAAUUAUUAAUUAGAUCUAUUUCACUUAUGGUGUAGCCCUGCGUACAUUGUAUUUUCCUUUUUAUGCUGCUAUGCAUUCAAGCAACUAGUAUGUAUAGUCGCACGAAUUUUGAGUUACAAACUAAACUGUACAACAAGUUUAUCUGUCUGUCGUA